ACACGACAGCCACAGCUAUAUGAACAACUCAGAACUACACUACAUUUCCCACAAUGCUUUAAAGGUCCUGAAACCACUACUUCCUUUUCCUCGUGGUAGGCGCACGCGCAUUUCAAAUAAUAAUGCGGACUUCGAAGCGCAAAGAACAGUAAAAAAAGAAAGAGGCAGAGAAGCGUUUAAAAAGGAAAUAUGUCGAAAGCACUCGUACAGGCCAAUUCCUCCUCGGGGGCUGGAGUCACUGCCGGACCUUCUUCUUCCUCCUCUUCCUCGUCGGCAGGCGGCUCGACGUCUCCCGCUAACGUGCUGCACGUACAGCCCGAAAAACCGCAGCAUUACACGUACCUGAAGGAAUUCCGUACGGAGCAGUGUCCGCUCUUCGUGCAGCACAAGUGCACGCAGCACCGGCCCUUCACCUGCUUCCACUGGCACUUCCUGAACCAACGGCGGCGGCGACCUGUGCGGCGCAGGGAUGGCACCUUCAACUACAGCCCUGACAUCUAUUGUACAAAAUAUGACGAGGGUACAGGGACGUGUCCGGAUGGAGAUGAGUGCCCUUUUCUUCACCGGACCGCAGGAGACACAGAACGGCGGUACCACCUCAGAUAUUAUAAAACGGGUUCCUGUAUUCAUGAGACAGAUGCCAAGGGCCAUUGCAGCAAAAAUGGUCCGCACUGCGCCUUCGCCCACGGUUCUCAUGACCUGCGCAGUCCUGUGUAUGACAUCCGAGAGGUGCAGAUGAUUGAGGCGCAGGCUGGCAGUGGCACUGCAGAAGGAGCCAGCAGCGAAGGGCAGUCUGGACUCGCAGCUAGUACUGCCCUCAUUGAGAAGAUCCUGAGUGAAGAGCCUCGAUGGCAAGAUAACAACUACGUGCUGUCCCACUAUAAAACAGAGCUGUGUAAAAAGCCCCCACGUUUAUGUCGCCAAGGUUACGCCUGUCCUUACUAUCACAACAGCAAGGACCGCCGGCGUAGCCCACACAAACACAAGUACAGAGCUCUGCCCUGCCCUGCUGUGAAGCACAGCGAUGAUUGGGGUGACCCCAGCAAGUGUGAGAGUGCUGAGAGCUGCCAGUACUGCCACACCCGCACUGAGCAGCAGUUUCACCCCGAGAUAUACAAAUCUACCAAGUGCAAUGAUAUGCAGCAGUCUGGGAGCUGCCCCCGAGGGCCUUUCUGUGCCUUUGCUCAUUUGGACCAGCGGAGCAUUAGUGAGGAGGACCCCAGCUCCCCCCUGCCAUCAGGGACCAUGGUAGAAGACUCAGGGCAGGGAAGCCCAAGUAGCCCCCAAGGAUGCAUCGGAGGAAGCUCCUUUCUUCCUUCUAGUGGCUCAUGUCUAACGGAGCAAAGUCUGCUGGGAAGGGUGCUGUGUGACGAUGCCGCCAGCCUAGAUGCCCCACUGUCCCGUUGGGUUGGAGAUGGGGGCUAUGGGCGAGCACCAGGCUUUGAGAGGGAAGACCAGGCGAAACAGAAGACCCUCUCCAUGGAACAUCGCACGAGAGACCCAACGCAAGGUCAUAGCAAACAGGACCUGCAGGUAUUCCUCCCGGUGGGGAGUCCCCUCAGUAUGUCAUCCAGUGUGCCCUCCAGCUUGGCUGCCACACCCCCCAGCCCAGCCGCACCAGGCCCCUCCCCUGGCAUGAAUGCCAAUGCGCUGCCCUUCUACCCAACAAGUGACACUGUGGAGUCGGUCGUUGAAUCUGCUCUGGAUGAUUUAGACCUCAAUGACUUUGGCAUGUCGGCCCUGGAGAAGAGCCUGGACGGCAGCACUGCAGUGCCCGGCGUGGGGGUCAUGCUGGGUGGGAACCAGCUACAAAGCUCAGCACCAGUCAACAUUCCCGGCUCCUUUGGCAGCUCGGGUCCCUUCCGCUCGCCCUCACCCUCCCCACCAAUCAGAGCGCUCACCUCCCCCUUCCUUUCUUCUCAUUUGCCACAACCUGGCCAGUCAGAAGGCAGCUUUUUGGGUCCAUCACAUAGUUCUCUGGGACUGAAUGGGAUGAGCGGCAGCAUCUGGGAGCACUUCCCCCCAGCCCAGGGCUCUCCUGGGACACCACCAACCUUACAGCCCUCCAGCCUGUGUGUGGAAGCAGCACGGUUGAAGCAGGAGGUGGAAGACGCCAACCAUGUGCUGAAGCAGUGGGACCAGAGCUGGAGGCAGAUGGCCCAGUCGUGGGCGGUGAUGAAGGCUGAUGCUGAGGAGUCACGUGUUCUUGCGGGGCGCCUGGCCCUGGAGGCAGAGCGGGCACAGCAUGCUGAGGAGGAUCUCCGACGGCAGGCCAGCCUCCUGGAAGAGGCACUGGAGACUUUGCGGAAUGCAGACAAUCCCCACCUGUCCCUGCACCAGCUGCAGCUGCUGCACCGGCUCCCCCUGGAGGCAGUGUGCAGCCUGCAGGCACAGCUCUGUACCUGCCUGCGCACAGUGGAGCAGGUUGUGUUGAGGAAACAGCGGCUGUGCUGUGUCGUCUGUGGCGAACUGGGCUCAGUGACCAUGGCCUGUCAGCAUGGGCUGGUGUGUGAGGGCUGCGCUGGCUCUGCCGAGUGCCCGACCUGCUCGGAGCAUCAGCAGGGCCUAUCCUCCUGACUCCGUCCUUACAGCAGUUAUUCCCCCUUCCUGCCACCCGUCUGCUGUGGAGCCGAGCUGAGCCCUACCUUAAUAUUGCCCCAUCUCACC
This is a messenger RNA of Scleropages formosus (Asian bonytongue), 2667 nucleotides long. RefSeq names its product unk zinc finger (gene unk). The record is from RefSeq and is a predicted model, not a curated record. NCBI's taxonomy places the organism in Eukaryota, Metazoa, Chordata, Actinopteri, Osteoglossiformes, Osteoglossidae. The transcript is spliced from 15 exons. Gene Ontology annotation, molecular function: mRNA CDS binding; metal ion binding. Bases 190 to 2577 code for a protein of 795 amino acids. Gene Ontology annotation, biological process: cell morphogenesis involved in neuron differentiation.